Molecule: messenger RNA, 1255 nt
Organism: Prorocentrum cordatum
Lineage: Eukaryota; Dinophyceae; Prorocentrales; Prorocentraceae
Source: the annotation of a GenBank genome assembly
GCGCGCUUGGAAGGCCGACUUCGUGGAACAGUCUCUACGGCACACCACACGCAUGAUCGUCACCACCCGGUGGUACCUGUACGCCACUGGGUCGGCCGCCGCCGCCAUGGUCGUCUUGCACGUGGCCCGCACGGACGGCACGCUUCCCGUCUUCUGGGACACUGUCGAGAUGCUUCUGUGCCUCCUCCAGAGUGUGGAGUUGUUGAUCGUAUGGGCGUAUGCUGUGGCAAGGUCAACCCAAGAACUGUUCGACAUAGCCUUUGGCAGGCUCCUCUACGAGUCCGCCAUGCUUCCCUCCGUGCUGAUGAGAAGCCUUGGUAGCCAGAGCUCCCAGCUCUCGCUGUCCUACUUCGCGUCCCUGCGCCUCCUGCACGUCUGGAGACACCUGAUCGCCACGAUGCCCUCCAAAGACAGACUCACCUUCCAGCUGGCCGACAUGGUUGUGACGCUCUUCGCCGCGACUUUCUGCAUAGCUUCUCUUAUGGCUCAGGUGGAGAUGCUGUCCGGCAACGAGUGGGACCCACUCCAGGCAUCCAGCGUGUUUCUAGAGGGAUCUGGGAAUCUGACAGCAACGGAGAUGGAGAUUUGGAAGGUAUGGAGCAUGUCCUCCAGCUUCUAUUUCAUGCUCGCAAGCGUCAGCACCGUCGGCUACGGGGACCUCGCGCCCAGGACCACGUUCGGCAGGCUGAUCGCCACAUCGGCCGCUGUCCCAGGGGCGUGGCUGGUGCUGAAGACCUUUCUGGGUAUCUCCCAAGCUCUCAGCAACGGUCUGACAGUGGGCGGCAGUUACGGAGCCAUCAAAGGCAGUAAGCACGCCGUCGUGGCUGGGACUGCGAGCAAGCAAGUGCUCAGCGAUUUCAUUUCGGAACUCUACCACGAGGACCACGAGACCGAGAGCGAGGACCUGAACCUUGUGAUUCUCGUGAUGCCAGGGCAGCGCGAGGUGAUCAAGGGGAUGAAAGCUUUUCUGAGGGAGAGACAGAAUGCGAGGGUGCGUUAUAGGGUCUGGCUGUUGCAGGGCACGGCGCUCUUAGACGUAGACCUCCGCCGCGCGCACUUCGAGCAGGCCAACAUGGGUUUUUUGCUGCCCAACCUCUACGCUACGGAUCCAGAGCAGGAGGACCUGGAGAAUUGCCUCCGUGCCAUGAACAUGCGGCGCUACGCACCGCACGUUCGCAUGGUGGCGUUGCUGCUCAACGUGUCGAAAAUUGGAAUCGGCAUGUCCGCUGGCCUGACGCGUGGUGACAUAAUUUGC